This is a messenger RNA of Lucilia cuprina (Australian sheep blowfly), 750 nucleotides long. RefSeq lists its product as uncharacterized. The transcript has a single exon. NCBI's taxonomy places the organism in Eukaryota, Metazoa, Arthropoda, Insecta, Diptera, Calliphoridae. Bases 1 to 750 code for a protein of 249 amino acids. The record is from RefSeq and is a predicted model, not a curated record.
AUGGAAAAUAAAUGCUAUGAACGAGAACUGCAAGAUAAGGAAAGAGAUAGAAAUUCACGUAGAAAUUUAGACACCAUCGAUAAUAUUGAUGAUAAUUUAAAGGAACAACAGCAAAUGAGACGUAAAUUGGAAUUGGAUGCUAAACUCUAUGAUAAAUGGCGUCAUGGAGUAGAUGAUGACAACUUGAUUUAUGAAUCGAAGAGUGAUAAUGAAGUAGUGGAUCACCAGCUGCAACGUGAAAUGAAAGAAGAGGCGACUAAAGGGAAACAACUAAACUUCCAACAUGAACGCAAUAAAACUGAAGAGAACGAAAUACGUGAAAUACGCAAUUUGCAGGAGUUUCACAUGGAUCAGCUAAGAGAACAGCAAAAGGAUAUUGACGAUUUAAAGGUUAAAGAACAACAGUUAAAAGCCAAUUUAAAUGAUCUGGAAAAUGAGCUGGAGUUAUUGGAACAAUCCUAUUUCGUUUUAACUAAAUCCAACGAUAUUGGCAAUUCUUUUAAUUUAUAUAAGAUAAAAAUAUUAAUGCGCAAUAGAUCGGAAGUAUUUCGUAAUCAAAUUAAACUUUGCCUUAGUAUUUUAGAAAGAUCUAUGGAUUAUGUUGAAAACUCCAAAAUCUUAAAACAAUUUGAGGACGAGUUGAAGCAACAAUUGGAGGCGGAAAAUAAAAAACUUUCACAAAUUGAAUGUAUGUACGAAUCCGAGGCCAAGCAUCACCUACAAUGCGAUGAGGAAAUCUGGCAGAAAUAG